Molecule: messenger RNA, 2549 nt
Organism: Oncorhynchus kisutch (coho salmon)
Lineage: Eukaryota; Metazoa; Chordata; Actinopteri; Salmoniformes; Salmonidae
Product: mRNA decay activator protein ZFP36
Exons: 2
Coding region: 361-1455 (364 amino acids)
Molecular function (GO): mRNA binding; metal ion binding
Source: RefSeq, a predicted model, not a curated record
AUCGUAACUUAAAAUCGAAUGAACAUAGGAAAAUAAUGAACAAGUGGGUCACUACUUGUGGGCGUAUUAUGUAGCACUAGUCUAUAUGAUGCGUUCAUGUUUGAAUGUUGGGGAAACUGAAACAUUUCACAGCUAUUUAAAAAUACAAAAACAUGGCUUUACGACAAACCCUGGUUGCUGUGUAUGAAACUUUACGGGAGUGGUGUCCGGGAAGAUAGCACAGGAAACCCCGCCUGCCGCCAGAAAUAAACUAUAAAAAGGGCUAGUCCUGCAGUAACAGCGCAGCGCAAUCGCCCGUGUCUUGCAGCUGAAAGUGACAGGCGAACUAAAACUUUUCAACGGACAAGAAUACAUAGAAGCAUGUCAGAUAUGAUCGACGAUAUUAUCACGAGGAAUCUGAUCAAUCUGGGUUUAGAUGAACCAUUCACCCAGAAACAAAUUCAACCGAUGGUACCUCGUCUCAACCGUUCAACUUCGUUCUUCUCACCAAAGAGCCAUAGUCUAAGCUCUGAGCAAUUGAACGAUGAUACCCCCUGGCCACUUGACAUUUGGAGCAAGAUGGCUCCAAGUCAACCACAGGUUUCCUUCAGACCUGAUCGCUCCAUGAGUCUGACCGAAUCCAGUGUACUCUCCUUCGGUAAAUUGAAGACCCUGGAUGAAGUGCCUCCACCGCCUGGAUUUCCCCCACUGAACAACCCGACACCUCUCCCUUCCAACCGUUACAAGACCGAACUGUGCCGUAGUUUCCAGGAGAACGGCAGCUGUAAAUAUGGGAGCAAGUGUCAGUUUGCCCAUGGAGAGCCUGAGCUGCGUGGUUUGUACAGGCACCCAAAAUACAAAACGGAGGCCUGCCGCACCUUUUACAACUUUGGCUACUGCCCAUAUGGAGCCCGCUGUCACUUCAUUCAUGAAGAGAAGCUCACCCCCUUAACCCAAAAGUUCCACAACCAAGCACUUGCUGAUCAGAGCCCACGUCAGCUCCGUCAGAGCGUCAGUUUCGCAGGAUUCAUGGGAUCACGCAGCUCUCCUCCCCCUGCGCUCCACGACCCCCUUGGCUUCACCCGUGCGCCCUCGGUGUCACCACCCCCUGCGGACAUUCUCUCCCCAGUGUUCAAUGACACCCAACGCGACACAUUUCAGUUUUGUCAGAGCCGACCCAGUGUUGGUGACAUCCACAACAUCCCUAUGAUAGUUGAGCCACAGAAGCCCUCACGCUGCGUUUGUGGCCACGGAAAUAACUUCCCAGACACUCUGAACAAAUCGUACGCUAUGGAGGACCGCAACAACGUCUACAUCACCCAGCAAAACCUCCACCGCUUCUCUUCUGAAGAUUCCCUCUCAGAUCGGGAUAGUUACACCAGCACAGGCAGCACCAGCGGUUCAGAGUCCCCCACAUUUGAUGGGGCUGGCAACAAGCGCCUCACCGUCUUUGCGCGUCUGUCACUCUCUGACUAGGAAACCCAAACCACAUAGAGACAAUCCAACACCCGAACCUUGAUCAAUUGUGAAGGUUCUGCUUACACAAAUCAGAAAUCCUAUCAAUAUGAUGCGCAUCAACACUUUAUACUGUUUAUUUAUAUUAGUGACAUUUAUUUGGUACUCAAACUUCUAUCAAAAUCUGUAUAUUUUUUAUAAUUAUGUAUAUUUUCAUUUAUCUUUUCAUCUUGUCUUCCAUUAAUUGCUUUCUUUAAAAAUGACCUUGAUGGUUGAUAGUAACAAACGUUUUAAGUAGCUUUACCUGUCUCAAUCAAUAUGAGAAGGACCUAGUAGCCUUACUUCGAUUAGUCCUUUUAAUAUAUGAUCAUUUGAAACAAAAGACUCCCCUCCAUUUAGUAAGCUGACAGAACUGUUUGUCAGGUCUGUUUAUACUGUUGGUAUUCAUGUGUAUACCAAGAACUAUUCAAACCAUCAAUGUGACUUGGAAAAUGACAACAACACAUUCUCUCACUGUGAUAUGCACUUUAAACUAGGUAUUGGGAGACUAGUCUCUCUGUAGCAUUUAACCAAAGCUUUACACUUCUUCUUUUUUUAAACUUUUGCCAAAUUCUUUGUGUAAGGACAGUUUUUCAUAUUAUUUUUGGACUUAUUAUUUUUGGACUCAUAUUUUAACACAUCUGUGACAAAAGUGAGAAGGUGCUAGUACGCCAUCUGUGUAUGUCACAGAUCUAGGAUUUUGUGUAGCCUUGCCAUUUAUUGAGAGACCUGUUUUGUUGCAUAAUGUUUUGACAACCCUGGUUGGGUCUUACUCAACUGUAGUAGGUGACUUCUAUUUCAUCAGGGACUGUAACAUCACAGUAUUUCCAUAGACUAUAUGUUGACUUAUUUGCAUUUCUUUGCUUUUUGUAAUUGUAAAGACUUAACUAAUAUAUUUAUUAUGAUAUUUAUUGUGGUAAUACCAAUGUAUUUUGUACUUAUUUAUCAAGAACUUGUCAGGGUCUGUAAAAACGAUGUGUGAAUUAUUGAGAAAAAUAUGAAUUUAUUUUUGAUCGCCUAAACAAGAGAAAUAAAUGAAAAUGAUAAAUAAAUGUAAUUUCUUGCAUUUAAUAUUA